Vombatus ursinus (common wombat) is the source of this 2434-nucleotide messenger RNA. RefSeq names its product butyrophilin subfamily 3 member A1-like. NCBI's taxonomy places the organism in Eukaryota, Metazoa, Chordata, Mammalia, Diprotodontia, Vombatidae. Gene Ontology annotation, molecular function: signaling receptor binding. Gene Ontology annotation, cellular component: external side of plasma membrane. Gene Ontology annotation, biological process: regulation of cytokine production; T cell receptor signaling pathway. The transcript is spliced from 8 exons. The record is from RefSeq and is a predicted model, not a curated record. The coding region runs from base 294 to 2018 and encodes 574 amino acids.
ACAGUUUUAGAAAACAGGCUUUUCAAGCCCUGAAAGUGGCUCUUUUGGAAGGUAUGGUGGUAUUUGUGACCCAGGCAUCCUGGGUAGCUCUGUGACCUCGUUAUUAUAAGCAUGGAGAUGUUUUCAGAGACAGAUGAGAAGACCCUAGAUUAGAAACUGGAAAAGAUGUCAGAGCUCUUCAGAGUAACUCCUUUGUUGAAAUGAAAGGAAGUCCAGAGUGGUUCAGUGACUGGUCCAAAGUCCCACUGGCAGCAACUGGCUAAGCUGGAAUUCUAAAGGUGGAACUGCCCAAGAUGAUUUCUCUCUCUCCUAGGGAAGUGGCCCUUAUUGUCCUUUUCCAGCUCCCCUGGCUCCUCUCAGAUUUUUUCCACCACAGAAAGUGCUGCUGUGACUCUUUUGGCCAACAUGAGACUUCUUUUACUUCUGGAUCAAAAGGGAAGUUCACUGUGUUGGGACCACAGGAGCCAAUCACAGCCUCGGUGGGUGGAGAGGCUACAUUCCACUGCCACCUCUGUCCCCAGAAGGAUGCUGGGGAUAUGGAGGUGAUGUGGUUUCAUGAGAAGCACUCAGAUCUAAUUCAUCACUAUAAAGAUAAGCAGGACCAAAUGGAAUACCAACUUCCAGAAUAUAAAGAAAGAACAGAAUUCCUUCGAGAGAAUAUUUCCAGUGGGAAUGUGGCCCUGAGGUUGAGCAAUAUCCAUCCAUCUGAUGAGGGGAAGUAUUUGUGUCAAUUUAGAAGUUCCAUCUAUUCUCAUGAAGCUGAAUUCCAAGUACAUGUGGCAGGAAUUGGCUCAACCCCUCACAUACACACCAACAUUAAGGAAAUGGGGAGGAUUUGGCUGACGUGUACAUCCACCGGCUGGUAUCCAAAGCCUGAGGCGCAGUGGAGGAACAUUUAUGGGGUGCCCUUAUUACCAGUGUCGACGAACAUUAAGCAGAAGGACAAUGGGUUGUUCUCUGUAGAAAUAUCGAUCGUGGUGUCGUCCAGUUUAAAAGAAACCAUCUCUUGUUUCAUUUGGAACCCCCUCCUCAAGCAAGAGAAGGAAGCGAAGUUGAUUUGGGCAGAUAACUUGCUUCCAGGGACCUCUUCCGGGAUAAUCCUACUGUUUAUCUGUGUAUUUAUUGCUGGAAUCUUCCUAUUCUUCACCUAUUAUGAUGACAUUCUAAGAAAAGUCAGAGACUGUCCAGGCCAGGCCAGGAGACCAUUGGAGGGAGCAGGAUGGGAUGGCACUUCUCUCCUUCCAUGUACGCAGGAGCAGGCCAGUCCAGGAGAAAUGCAGAAGGAGCAAAGAGGAAUAGCAUCUGUCUCUCUUCUCAGCCGUCCUGAAGAGGCCCAACCAGGAGACCAGAAGGAAGUGGAAUGGAAUCUCCCUCCUUCCCCUGAUAUCUUGAAGAGGCCAGACUUACAAACUGCCCAGAAACACAGAGUGGAUGUCACUUUGGAUGCAGACACAGCUCACGCUUACCUCCUUCCUCGAAUGGAUGGCAAAAGUGUCUUUUCCUGUUCUCAGAAGCUAAAGAAACCCAAGUGUCCUGAGUGCUUUGAAACCCUGGUCUGUGUGCUGGGCAAGGAGAGAUUCACUUCAGGGAAAUUCUACUGGGAGGUGCAGGUAGAAGAUAAGAUGAAGUGGACCCUGGGACUCUGUAAGGACUCAGUCUGCAGAAAAAGGGGGGUCCAGGUCACCCCAGAAGCUGGUUUCUGGGCCAUCUCUCUGAAGAAAGGGAAUGAGUACUGGGCCCUCUCUAGCCCUCAGACCCAUCUCCACUUGGUAGUGGCCCCUAAGAUUGUGGGGAUUUUCCUGGACUAUGAAGCUGGCCAGAUCUCUUUCUAUAAUGUGACUGACGGUACCCAUAUCUACACUUUCCAAGACACCUUUAAUGAGGCCCUACGGCCAUGCAUCUGCCCUGGCCCCCUCUCUAUAUGGGAAAACAUUGUCCCUAUCACUCUCCCAUCCCAAAGGCAGGGGACUUUCAAGCCUCCCAAACUUCCUAAAAUCACACAAGAGCCUGGAAAUUGAUUUGAGUAAGGAGAUAUGGGCUCUUGAGAAGUCAUCUUCUCCACAGCCCUCAGUACAAAUGCACUUACCUUUCAUCUCUGUUGGAGGACAUUGCAUCUUCAGGAACGUCCCUUCUGCACAUGUUGAGAAUUCUCCCACGUGUCCUCCAUUCCUAUGCACAUCUUCUCUGCUCCGUUUGGUAUGAGGGUUUACUAAGCCCUUUCCAGGGCUAUUUAUUCCCCUGUAGUGUCCACCUGUCACCCAACUCUCACCCAUAGUUCCAAGAAGCUGUAGCAUUCACAGCCUGGCAGAUGGGCUACACCAGGUAGAGGGUAACCAACAGGACUCAAACCUGUUGGUAAGUUAGGGAGAUGUCUAUCCCAAGCAUAUAAAGACUACCCCUGGUGGAAUGGGUGGAUGAGAACAAUUUGUUCCAA